AUGGUUGAGAACGGCGUGUAUGAGAACGGCGCGACCGACGCGGAGGCGUACGUGACGCUCAUGUCCCAGGAGGUCAAGUCGCUCAACUUCGCCGCCGAGGAGAACUACACCGUGCGCCUCUGCAAGGAGCUCGUCGCGUACCACUACCCCGACGAGCUGCCGCUCGGCUCGUUCGAGCUGCUCGCGUCCAACAAGAUCCGCUCCGACGAGGAGACGGCGGAGGACCCGGACUUUGACUGGAAGCCGCGGAAGGAGCAGGUCUUUUCCGACAAGAUGCUGAUGCAGCUCUCAAUUUGGAAGAAGGAGUGGGACGAGGAGACAAAGUCGUAUGAGCCGGUCGACCUGUCCUACAUGCCGUACGGCAAGGAGCUGACCAAGCAGUGGAAGAAGCUCGGCUACCUCGACGGUGCGUUUUGGCCUCGCCCAAGACCGCCGCGCCGCCGCACCGCCGCCCCCUCCCCGCGCCCCUCCUUCCCCGGCGGCGCCCUCUCCCGCCGCGCCGCUCCCCCGCACCUGAUUCGGAAGAAGGACGCGUGGGAGGCGGCGGGUGAGAUCGAGAACAAGGACGACGCGCUCGCGUGGCUGCAGCGGCACAAGGAGAAGGACUACAACGCCGCGCUCAAGCUGCAGGGGCGGAGGGCCGAGGGCGAGGAGGUGGAGGUGGAGGAGGAGGAGCCCGAGCCCGACGACCCCGACGUCGAGGUGUACGUCUGCGAGCCGCCGCCCCUCCGAGGCAUGUGA
Emiliania huxleyi CCMP1516 is the source of this 741-nucleotide messenger RNA. RefSeq lists its product as hypothetical. The transcript has 7 exons. Bases 1 to 741 code for a protein of 246 amino acids. The record is from RefSeq and is a predicted model, not a curated record. Lineage: Eukaryota; Haptophyta; Isochrysidales; Noelaerhabdaceae.